AUGGCGGCCGCCAAGAAGAUUGUGCAGACUCCACUGGUGUGCCAUGGUCACACUAGGCCCAUCGUGGAGCUUCAGUUCAGCCCCGUCACCCCCGACGGCAUCUUCCUGGCCUCUGCCAGCAAGGACGGGCAGCCCAUGCUGCGCAACGGCGAGACGGGGGACUGGGUGGGGACGUUCCAGGGGCACAAGGGCGCCGUGUGGUCGUGCGUGCUCAACGACGCCGCCGUGGUGGCCGCCACCGGAUCCGCCGAUUUUACCGCCCGCGUGUGGAACGCCACCACGGGGGACGAGCUGCACCAGUUCCAGCACAAGCACAUCGUGCGCAGCGUGUCGUUCGCGCGCGGCGACGCCGCCUGGCGCCUGUGCACCGGCGGCGCCGAGAAGCUGCUGCGCAUCUACGACCUGCAGCGGCCAGAUGCGGCGCCCACGGGCGAGUGGGGAGCGGAGGGGCAGCUCAGCAAAGCGCAGGACAACAUCCGCGUGACGCACUGGAUAGGCGACAACCAGCUGCUGCUGGUGUCCUACCUUGACAAGCCAAACGUGGACGUGUGGGAUGUGCGGAUGGGUGAGGUGGCGCGCAGCCUAGGCAGCCAGGGGACGGUGACGAGCAUAGAGGUGACGCCCUGCGGCCGCUACAUCGUCACGGCGGAUGGGAAGCAGGUGGACUUCCGGGAUGCGGCCAGCUUUGACCUGGUGAAGAGCCACGCGUGUGAGGGGUAUGAGGUGGAGUCGGCCAGCUUUGCGCCGGAGAGGGGCAGGUUUGUGACGGGCGGCAGCGACAUGUGGGUGCGCCUGCACGACUUCGAGACGGGGCAGGAGCUGGAGGUGUGCAAGGGCCACCACGGCCCCGUGCACAACGUGCGGUUUGCCCCCGGCGGCGCCACCUACGCCUCUGGCUCAGAGGACGGCACGAUACGCAUCUGGCGCACCGACUUUGCGGCAGAGGCGGCGGCGGCGGCGGCGGCGGCGGCCAACGGCGACGCGGCAGCAGCAGCGGAGGACGGGCUGGGAUAG
Messenger RNA from Chlorella variabilis, 1014 nucleotides. RefSeq lists its product as hypothetical. The record is from RefSeq and is a predicted model, not a curated record. The transcript is spliced from 7 exons. Bases 1 to 1014 code for a protein of 337 amino acids. Gene Ontology annotation, cellular component: SMN complex. Gene Ontology annotation, molecular function: RNA binding; protein binding. Lineage: Eukaryota; Viridiplantae; Chlorophyta; Trebouxiophyceae; Chlorellales; Chlorellaceae. Gene Ontology annotation, biological process: spliceosomal snRNP assembly.